Molecule: messenger RNA, 5409 nt
Organism: Closterium sp. Yama58-4
Lineage: Eukaryota; Viridiplantae; Streptophyta; Zygnematophyceae; Desmidiales; Closteriaceae
Source: the annotation of a GenBank genome assembly
AUGGACGCCGACGGCAACCCGACCGCUUCGCCGCUCCGAGCUGUUGCUUCCGGCCUGCUCGCGCGAUUCAAGCCCGGAGCCCCCGCGCCAGCCAAGUCCGCCAAGGACCCGGAGGCGGAGGAAGCAGCAGCAGGGGCUGCUAGGCUCCCCGGCAGCACGAGUCGAUCCAGCAGCACCAGCAGCACGCCCACUUCCGCAGGCACCCCCAGCGCCUUCGGCCGCGGGGGUACAGGCGCGGCUGGGGCCACCGGCAGCGGGAGCAGCAGCGGGGCGGGUCGGAGGAAGGAGGAGGAGGAGGGCAGGGCGCGGCACAGAGUCCCGGGGGCAAAAAAGACCGCCAGUGGCGCUGCUCCCGCUGGUGGCUCAGCAGGGGGGGGCGCGGACCCGGGGGGGGACGGGCUGCUGCGGACGGUGUCUGGCGCGUCCUCUGACUCGUCUAAGGGCAGGGGCAGGCGCGCAGCCGCGCAGGGGGAAGGGGGGGAGGAGGGGCGCGCGGGGCGGGUGAGGGGCGGCGGACUGGUGGAGCACGCGGAGGGGAUGGAGGGGGCGCAUGAUGACGAGGACGCUCACAAAAAGAAGAAGGAGGCCAAGCGCUCUGCGCGGAAGGAAGCCCUAGAAGAAAUGCGCGCGGAGGUGGAGCAGCUGCGGGAGCAGCUGAGGGACGCGGGGGAGAAGGCCAAGGACGCGGACGACAGGGUGCGCGAGGCGGACGACAGGGCGCGCGAGGAGGCGCGGAAGCGCCAAUACGUAGAAGCAGUAAUGGCGGAGCUAGAAGAGCAGAUGCAGGCGGAGACAGGCAGGCGGGAAGCCGCGGAAAAGGCGCUCAAGGAGGCGCGGCGGAAACUGGAACGCGCGGAGGGGGGCGCGGAGGGCGCGGAAGGGAAGGAGAGGCGGGGCGGGGCGGGUGGAGAGGUGGCGGAGCUUGAGGAGCGGUUGGAUGAGGCGGAGAGGCGUUGGGAGGAGGAGAGGGACCGGGCUUUGGAGCUAGAGCAGGAGUUACAGAUGGUAGAUGAGGAGAUGAAACUAGAGAGAGAGUCUAUGAGGGAAAGUAUGGCUGCUUAUGCUAAGGGCAUGGAGGACUUGGCUACUCAAGCAGAGGAUGAUUUUAGGAGGCAGAUUGACGAUUUGAAGGAUGACCUGGAACGGGCGAAUGCUGAGCUGGACGCGGUUAGGGAUGAGCUGGACAGGGCGAAUGGUGACGUGGAGCGGGGAAGGGAUGAGCUGGAGAAGGCGCGGGAUGAGGUGGAGGGCAUGCGCGCGCGGGUGGAGGAGGCGGAGCGGACGGCGCAGGCUGCUGUGCGGAAGGUGCUGGAGGAGAAGGGGCGGCGGGAGGAGGCGGAGGGGGAGGCGGAGGAGUGGCGAAAGAAGGCGGAGAGCAGUGCGCGCGGAGAGGGGGGGGGGGCUGGGGGGAGCGGAGAAGAGGGGGAAAAGAGCGAGCAGAACGAGAAGAGCGAGAAGGGUGAGAAGAGCGAGAAGAGUGAGGAGGAGGGGAAGGCAGGGGCGGGGAGAAUUAUGGAGUUGGAGGGUGAAUUAGAGGACCUACGAGACAGGAUAGAGGCUGCUGAAGCACAGAAGGCGAAUCUGCUGGAGCGGUGGGAGGAGGGCGAGCAGCGCAGGCAGGAAGCAGAGCAGCAGCGCGAUAAGGCGGAGGCAGCGAGGAGGGAACUCGAGGCGCAGGUGAUUGAGCUCGAGGCGCAGGUGGUGCAGCAGAGGGAGAAGGUAGAGGAGGCGGAGGGGCGGCAGCGGACGCUCGAAGCGCAGGUGGUGGAGCUGGGCGCGCAGGUGGGGGUGCAGCGGGAGAGGGCGGGGGAGGCGGAAGCGGAAAUGAGGGCGCUUAAAGCUCAACUCGCGGAGCUGGAAACACAGCUGGGGGAGCAGCGGGCAAAGGCGGAGGAGGCAGAGCGAGCAAUGGGGGAACUCGACUCGAAGCUGGGGCAGCAGAGGGAGAGGGGAGGCGAGGCGGAAGGGGAGGUGCGGGAGGUUACUGCAAAGCUGGCGCUGCAGAGGGAACGCGCGGAGGCAGCAGAGAGAGAACUCGAAGAGGUGAAAUCCGAGCUGGGACAGCUGAAGGCCGAGCAAGGGCAUCUGGGACAGCUGCGGGAACGGGUAGAAGAAGCAGAGCGGGAGAGCAGGGAGCUGGAAGGGAAGCUGGAGAGGCAGAGGGUGCGGGCGGAAGAGGCGGAGGGGGCGGCUAGGCGGGUGGCGGACGAGAUGGGCGCGGAGCUGGCGGGCAUGCGCGAGCGCAUGGUGGAGUAUGUGAUGGGGCGUAAGACCGCGGAGCACAGGGAGCGAGAGGCGGGUGUGAGGUGUGAGGAGGAGAGGGGGAGGCGGGAGGAGGCGGAGAAGCGAGUGAGAGAGCUGGAGGAGGAGGUGCAGCAAGGGAAGGUGGCGGAGGAGCGAGUGAGGGAGCUGGAAGAGAGGGUUGCGCAGGCGGCGGUUGUGGGGGCGAGUGCGGGUGGGAGGGUGGAGGGGAGUGUGGUGGAGAGUGUGGACGGGAAAGAGGGUGAAGGGAAGGCGGGUGAGGGGAAGGCGGGUGAGGGGAAGAAGGGGGAGGAAGUGGGGGCGGACGGGGGAGCGGUAAAAGGAGAGGGCGGGGAGUCAGAGCUGGAAGGUCUGAGGAAGCAGUGCGCCCAGGCGUUGAGAGGAGAGGCAGGGGAGUCAGAGCUAGACGAUCUGAGGAAGCAGGGCGCCCAGGCGUUGAGGCAACUAGAGGAUGUAGCUGAGGUGCAAUCAAGCCUAGAGCAAGAGCUAGACCAUCUGUGUCUGGAGCUGCAGCACGAGCAGGAGCUGUCCACGGAGGAGGUGGCUCAAAGCUUCCACACAUCCCUUCCCUACCCACCCAUCGUCUGCAGGCAACUAGAGGACGCAGCAGAAGUCCAGUCAUCGAUGGAACAGGAAUUAGACCAUCUCUAUUUGGAGUUGCAGCACGAGCAGGAGCUGUCCACGGAGGUGGCGCUGGUGGCGGAGGAGGAGUGGCGGGGCAGACAGGACGCCCUCCGCGCGCUCGCAGAGGCGCACAGGCAGCUUGAGGCUCUCGGCGCCCUCGGCAGCGACGCUGCUGCUGCCGCCGCAGCUGCCGCUGCCAGCGGCGGCGCUUCUGUUGCGUUCUCAACUGGUGCUAGUGGUGGCGCUGCUGGUGGGGAAUACGAGGGGCCUGUUGCGGCGGUGAGGCAGGACAGCUGGGCGAGGCGGAGGGCAGGGGACGCGCCCCUGCUGCCUCCGCGCCCAAAGCUCGCUGCUGCUACAGCUGACAGCCCCGGAGGAGAUACCUCUGCUGCUGAGAAGUCAGGCAGAUUACUGCAGCAGCAGCAGCAGCAGCAGCAGGGCGAGAGCAAGGUCGAGGGCAGAGGAUCGGGCGGGUUGGGUCUGGAGCGCACGUCUUCAGACAUGCUGUCGUACGUGCAUGGUGCGUCUGAGCUGCUCAAGGGGCUGGCUCGGCCGGACGAGGGCGUGAGCAUGGGCAUCAAGCUGCUCGCGCUCAAAAAGGGCCUCUCCUACAGCCGCGCUGUCUCCGAGUCCCUGCGCACUGACGCUGGCGUGGCGGGCGCAGGGGCAGGCGGAUCGGGCGAAGCAGGGAGUGUGACUCCUCCUGGUGGGACCAGUGAGGCUGGAGGGGCAGCGGGAGGGGCCGGGACGGCGGCACCAGCAGGGGCGGGGCCGGCAGGGGCAGCACCAGCAGGGGUACCAGCACCAUCACCAGCAGCAGCCACGCACGCAUCUGCCAAGGCAGGGCGUAUCAGUCGCUCUGCCUCGCGGCGGCUGAGCGUGUCGCUGCUGUCCCCGCGCUCAGCAGUGCAGCAGCGGUGGGAGCAGCUGUCAGCGUCCCUCAUUGCAGAGCGCGAGGCGCAGGCGGCUUCAAGGCCCGCCAGGUGGGGCACCUGGCUGCACGACCGCGGGCCUUGGUGGCCCUCUGUUUCCCCUGGCGUCCCAGGUGGUUCUCCAGGUGUUUUCCCAGGUGCUCCAGGGGUUUCGCCAGGUGGUUUGGUGGCGGGAGUGGGUGUGGGCCGGGGGGAACCAGGGGAGGUAGCAGCAGGGGCUGCAGCAGGGGGACAGUCAAGGUAUCGGUCGGCGUUUGUGCACGUGAUGCUACAGCUGUCACUGCACCGAGUGGGUAAGGAGGGCACGGGGGCAAUGGGUGCGGCCACCACAGCAGCAGGGGCCGCAGGGACUGGAGGAGCAGCAGGAGCGAGAGCAGGGGAAGUCAAGAAGCCGUUUCUGCAUAUCUUUGUUGGGGAUAGCGCUGCUAAGGACGAGGGGACUGGGGCGUCAGCAGCCAAGGAAGUAGAUAAGUCAGCAGAGAUUGCAGCGGCUGAGGGUAAAGCACAGGAGCAGACAGAGAAGGAGCAGCAGGCAGCAAAGGAGGCAGCAAAGGAGGCAGCAAAGGAGGCAGCAAAGGAGGCAGCAAAGGUGGCUGAGGAGGAGGCUGAGGACGUGAAUGAGAUGAGUGAGGAGCGGCGGGAGAAGGAAGUAGAGGCUCUAAUGCUCCAAGCAGAGGCACUGAGAGGCACUGUGGCUCUCUGUGGCAGGAGAGCCGUGGACAAGCGCGUGGAGGCGCAGAGAGCAGCAGUGGAGGCCAAGGAAGCAGAGUUAGCACAUGUGAUGCAGCAGCUCAGGACGGUUGAUUCGCGCAUCGAGCAGCUGCUCUCUGCAGAGCCACCCUCCCCUCCCCACGCUGCCCCUGCUCAGAGUGGAGGCUUGUUUGCAGCCACCGGGUCUCUCUUCUCCUCUAUGAUGCCGCGUGCUUCCACCGUCACUCUGCCUCAAGCCUCCAAGGCCCCUGUCGUGGCCAAACCCUCGCCCCAGCCGCUUCAGUUUGCACAGUUACUCUCCCUCUCCCUCACCCCGACUGCGACCGUUCAGUCUGUCAAAAGCAACAGUGCCACCACCACCACCGGCAGCAACACCACGGCACCGCAGUCAACCCAGGCCGCUGCCCUCCCUGCCCCACACCCUGUCGACCUGCCAGAUCAGCAUCUGCCACCUCAGCACGCAACAGCGCAGCAACAACCUCUGGUCGUGGAACUUCAGCCACUCAACGUGCCACAUCAGCAGCAGCACCACCAGCCCCAGGAUCUUACUUCAUACGGGCAGCCCGUCGGGCAGUCUGGGCAGGUUCCCGCGCAGCAGGAAACUUUCUACAGGCAGGACGAGCCAGCAUACCCAGACACAGGAUACAGGUCCGGACACAGGCUCGGGCACGGGUCGUCCGGCGGAGGUUCGCCGAGAUCAGGUUCGGGAGGGCUAGACCCAGGCUCUCCCUAUUCGGACGACUACCCGCCUUCCCUGCAAGCCGUGGACCUGAGGUCGCCUGGGGGGCCCAUGGAUAUGUCCCCGGACUCGAUGGGGGGCUAUGAGGGGCAGGGCGGGUUCGGGUUCGGAGGGUUUGGGCUUAUGACAGACAUCCCUUGA